This is a messenger RNA of Ahaetulla prasina, 1974 nucleotides long. It is a transcript of the gene ELAVL3, whose product is annotated as ELAV like RNA binding protein 3. The record is from RefSeq and is a predicted model, not a curated record. The transcript has 7 exons. Gene Ontology annotation, cellular component: ribonucleoprotein complex. Bases 189 to 1268 code for a protein of 359 amino acids. Gene Ontology annotation, molecular function: RNA binding. Lineage: Eukaryota; Metazoa; Chordata; Lepidosauria; Squamata; Colubridae.
AAUGCGCCACUGCAGCUGGGGGGGUCCAGAUCACCAUCUAUCGGGAAGGCAGAGCGACCCCUCCCGCACGCGGGACCAAUCCGUUCCGACCCGCCCCACCCGGGGAGGACGAAGAAGCCCGAUUGUACGGCAGUCCACGUCCUCCGAGGAGCCGCCGCCGCCCGGCUGGACCCCGGCGCUCCCCCAGCAUGGUCACUAUAAUCAGCACAAUGGAGACCCAGGUGUCCAACGGCCCCACAAGCAACAGUUCCCUCCCCAAUGGGCCACUGAUCAGUGCCAAUGGGGCCACCGAUGAUUCCAAAACUAACCUCAUAGUUAACUACUUGCCCCAGAACAUGACACAAGAGGAAUUCAAGAGUCUGUUCGGAAGUAUUGGAGAGAUUGAAUCAUGCAAGCUGGUUCGAGACAAAAUCACAGGGCAGAGUUUAGGCUACGGCUUUGUCAACUAUGUUGAUUCCAAUGAUGCUGACAAAGCAAUCAACACCUUGAAUGGACUCAAACUGCAGACAAAAACAAUCAAGGUGUCCUAUGCACGGCCGAGCUCUGCUUCUAUCCGUGAUGCCAAUCUCUAUGUGAGUGGCCUGCCCAAAACCAUGAGUCAGAAAGAGAUGGAGCAGCUCUUCUCACAGUAUGGACGUAUCAUCACCUCCCGUAUCCUUGUGGAUCAGGUCACAGGUGUGUCUAGAGGUGUGGGAUUCAUCCGCUUUGACAAGAGGAUAGAAGCUGAGGAAGCCAUCAAGGGGCUGAAUGGACAGAAACCGCUGGGUGCUAGUGAGCCCAUCACAGUCAAGUUUGCCAAUAACCCCAGCCAGAAGACAGGGCAAGCAUUACUCACACACCUGUAUCAGACCACAGCCCGGCGGUACACAGGGCCUUUGCAUCACCAAACUCAGCGAUUCAGGCUCGACAAUUUGCUAAACAUGGCAUACGGCGUCAAGAGGUUCUCUCCUAUCACGAUCGACAGCAUGACCAGUCUGGCAGGAGUCAAUUUGACCGGGGCCUCCAGUGCUGGCUGGUGCAUCUUUGUGUACAACCUCUCUCCAGAGGCAGAUGAGAGCGUCCUCUGGCAGCUCUUUGGGCCCUUUGGAGCUGUCACCAACGUCAAAGUAAUCCGCGACUUCACCACCAACAAGUGCAAAGGCUUUGGCUUUGUCACCAUGACCAACUAUGAUGAAGCUGCCAUGGCCAUCGCCAGCCUCAAUGGCUACCGACUGGGUGACCGAAUCCUCCAGGUUUCCUUCAAGACCAGUAAGCAACACAAGGCAUGAGUGAGCAAAUGCGCCAGAGAGAUGGGGGGAGGGGGGAGCAACAGUGUGCUGGAAACAGCUCUCUUCCCCAACUCGCCACAAGAACGGAAAUGUUCAUUGACUCAAUGUUGCAGAAUAUUCAACCGCCAGACACCGUGAUCUUUGGGAAGCAGGAGGCUCCUCCCCCUCCUUCUCCCCAUGCCCGACAGCCCAGCGGGAAGCACGGAUGCAGCAACUUGUCAGCCACUUCUUGAAAAUUAAACCCUGUUCUGACAGCAUGCAGGGGUGACAUCUGCUCAGAAUAGGAUACCUCUCUUGUUUCUAUGCUUGGUGACCCCUCCCUCUUUCAAGGCUUUCUUAACAUACAUGCCCAGGUCUGAAGCUUUCUCCAGUUGUCCAUAUAUCUUUCCCUCUAUGAAUUCCACACCUGUACGGUUUCUUUGGUGGACAGUUUUUCUGACCCUGGAGGAUGAAAAAACAUUCCCGGUAAGGUGUGAUAGAAAUGCCCCCUUCAUGUUAAAACAUUGUGAACCAAUAAAUCCAAGAAGGUCAUGACUGUUACUCUGAGCUAGCCGAGGGGGAGGAAUUAAAAAGAUUCAGCUCACCACCUUUGUUCUCUUACAAUGCAAAAAGAAAGAAAGAAAAAGAACAAAUGUGGUUGGAGGAGAUUGCACUCAUCUCAUCUGUUGGUCUAAUAUGUUAGUGAUACAGGUUCUUAAUCCCACUG